Messenger RNA from Odontomachus brunneus, 7076 nucleotides. It is a transcript of the gene rols, whose product is annotated as protein TANC2. The coding region runs from base 995 to 5761 and encodes 1588 amino acids. The record is from RefSeq and is a predicted model, not a curated record. Gene Ontology annotation, molecular function: protein binding. The transcript has 17 exons. NCBI's taxonomy places the organism in Eukaryota, Metazoa, Arthropoda, Insecta, Hymenoptera, Formicidae.
AUAUAUAUAUAUAUAUAUAUAUAUAUAUAUAUAUAUACACAGUUGUAGAUGACGCCACUAUAGCUCUACUAUAUCGCGUGUGAUCAUUCAAUCUUCUUUAAUUAAUAUUUCGAGAAUAUUUAUUACGAAUAUCGCAAAACGAUAUGGAACUUUUAUAUUCAUCUCAAUCCGUUCUACGUUCCUACAAAAAUUGUAGAGGAGAAUCUGAGACACCCUGUAUAUCGUUUCGAGUAAAAUUUCAAGAGUAUGAUAUAUAUGUCACAGAAUAAGGCGGUACAUUCGUGAUCAAAAUAAAAAUAAUAGCUUAUAAAGGAAUUUCGACGAACGUUGGUCCAUUAAAAUCACUCGUUGCCUUUUUCGACACGACUUUUACGCUUCAGAACAGUGGCGUGACAAAAUAGAAGUGUACGAACGCCCUCCGUCCCGGAGCGUAAAAAGGGAGGCCUGGUGGGAUGAGGCACAAGGGAGAAAAGCUCAUGCCAAGCUUUCUCGUACCUCGAGAGCGAGUCAGUGCAGCGCGAUUCAGUCGGUCGUAGCGCGCUGACUCGCUCGGGAGUUGUUCGUCGGAGGGAACAAGGUGGCUCGCGCGACCUAUUCGCCAAACUUCACUCAUUUACUUGGACGGUUUCUGCAUAUUUAUUUUUCUAUUUAUUUAUUCGUAUUAUAUUAUAUGUCCAAAGUGUCUUUGACGUGAAGGCGAGCAGCUCCGAGCACACCUCAAGUUUCCCUCUUCGAUUCUCACACUCGCGCAUUUGACCACUUUCCGUUCGUUCUAUUCAUGACGAAUUUCCCUUUUGUCCGGUCCAAGAUAAUUGUGCGUCCUGAAGAAAUCGAAGAGGAAGAAAGGAAGAAAGUGCCGUCGUAUAGGCGCGGAACGUGAGAAUCCCGAGAGGAGUCGACGGCCCGACGCCGCUGCUAUUUCGAGGCUGAGACGCACCGGUUGUCGUCGAAUGCAUUGUAAAACGAGAAAAUCGUACAAUUGACGUGAGAAAGCAUGAGAUCGAGAGAUUCGAUCGUAUAUACGCCAGUGUCCCUUGGACCUGACACCGAUGAUGAGGAGACGUUGGUCAACGCGGAAAUCUAUAACAAUGAUUUGGCGCAGAUACGAGCGUUGGUCGAGUCAACGGGAAUGCUGGGCGGUUCCACUUGUCCGUCAUGCGAGAUGCCGUUCGACAAGGGCAAGAAGCGUCGUCUGAUCGACUCCUGCGGACACGAACGUUGCUACUCCUGCCUCUUUCGCAGCGAAGCCUGUCCGCUCUGUCUGCGCGGCACCGAUCUCAACGAUGGCGACGGGUUCGAGGAGCCGUUCGGGGACGAGUUCGCCGCCUCCUCGGCUCCGUUGUCCAUCUUCGCGCCUACGGACGGCUGGCUCGACGAGUCAUCGACGGUCAACUCUCUCUGCGGGAGCCCCAGGCCACGCACAAAGAUCACCACUAGGGCUAAUCUACCAUCGCGAGUUAUUCACCAACGAAGCGGGGAAGAAAAUCUUGCAUCGACAGCUAUGGCUAAAAGUUCGAAAUGCAGGCCACCAGCAUUUUUAGAUUCCUCCGUCUCCCAAACUCGACAGAAACUUCAAAUGACACAAAGUUGUCCCACACCACCGAAUCAACGAAAAAGAUUCUUCCUCAACGCAAAAGUACUCAGAAGUUCUUUCGCUCCACAGAGAUCUUCAAGACGUACAACAUCCUCGCCCGAACCGAUCGCAAAUGACAACCCCUCCGCGUUAUCAGUUUGGAUGACCACUUCGUGGGAGGGAAAAGCGAGAUGGCCUGGCGUUGUCUUAGGGAAAAUCAAGUCCCUGUGGAACAGCAGUCAAGGCACAGCUAACGAUGGGCUGAAUCAGCUUAUUGGUUCGUCGAAUAAAGCUGCAGACGACGAGGGCGGUUGCGUGAAGCCGCUUUCUUCAAAAACCAGGAAGUCGUCGCAGUCGGACCUUUAUAUGAGAUUAGGUCUGUUAUUGGGAUCUGGACGAGCAAACGCGAAUGCAGAACCAGACACAUGUCCUACGCGAGUUCCGGUGCAAGGACACGAUAGCUCUGCGGCUUCCUUCAGUAGUCUGACUAGCUUCGAAACACAGACAUUAGCCUCGACAAACACGAGUCCAGUGUCUACGUUGACGGGCACUUCAAGCGAGGCGGAAGCCGCAGCGGCGCUACGAUGCCCUAUGAAGCCAAAAGUCAAAGCAAAGGGUAAAAUUAAAUCCAGGGAUUGCGACAGCGCUGGCAGCUUAGCGUCCAUUUCUACGUCGUUAUCCGCGUCCACGUCGAUGUCCAUGUCUAUGUCGGUGUCUGUCUCGGGUUUGUCAAAUGGCAGUUCUAGCCCACUCACGUCCAGAAGACAUUCCGUUAAUACUGCGCAAGCAGGUCAAGCAGACGAACUCGGUCAAUUCAAGAAUAGGCGAUCUUGCAUCAGGAGAUCAGCAAAAAGUAACAAUUUCAAGGGACCAAUGGACGCUAAACUACGCUUCGCUCAGCAUCACGCGACGCAGUUAACACUGAAGCCAUUAUUCUUCGAAGUACCGUUACUAGAGGAGGACCCGCUUUUCGCGGGACGACAAUGGCUAUUACACGAAUUGGAAUCCAUGAUUAAUGGCUCCAGUUCUGGUAUCUUGAUCUCUGGAUCACCUGGGACGGGAAAAACCGCGCUUGUUCUACAGCUGGUUGAACACAGUUGUUUUGGUAGAAGAAGGGAACAGCCCAUAUCUUUGGAAGCAACCGAAGAAUUUGACGAGAAAAAGACGCAGAAUAACAGUACGACUUUGCGAGUUAACAUUCGGCAUACGAAUGAAAAGGUCCGCGAAUUAGCCUCGCAUGUCGUGGCUUAUCACUUUUGCCAAGCUGAUAAUAACAGUACCUGCGUAGUACCGGAUUUAAUUCACUCGUUAGCGGCCCAACUCUGUCAGGCUCCUCAAUUGAUCUCGUAUAGAGAGUAUCUUCUGUCCGAGCCUCAUCUUCAAGGCUCACUGUCGCAAAGGGAAUGCACAGUCGAUCCAGAUCUCGCGCUUUCCAGAGGUAUUAUUGAGCCACUUUCGACUCUGAAGAAAGCGAACAGAUUACCACUUUCCAAUAUGGUGAUAUUAAUCGACGCUGUUUGCGAGGCCGAAUAUCACAGACCAGACAGAGGAGAUACUAUAGCUUCUUUCCUGACCAGACACGCACCUAACAUUCCUAGUUGGCUAAAGAUUGUUUGUACAGUCAGGACGCAAUUGUUAGAUUGUACAAAACAACUACCCUACACAAGGAUCUCGUUAGACAGAACUACGAAUGACGUCGUUGGUAAUGGCGUCGCAAGGGACUUGUCUGAUUAUAUCAAUUAUAGGCUCGAGCAAAGUCCUUCCAUACAGGCGAACGUAACUGCGUCAGUAAACGGCAAGGCGGAAUUAUCAUGCAAUGCAAGUCAGAUGAGAUUUGCUUCGCAUUUGCUCGCGUUGACUAAAGGAAGUUUUCUUUUUGCCAAGUUGACGCUCGAUCUCAUCGAGAGUGGCCAUUUAGUCGCCAAAUCCGCGAGUUAUAAGGUUCUACCAGUUUCUCUUGCACAAAUCUUUCAGUUGCAUUUUAAUUUGAGAUUUCCCACAGCAGCUUCGUUCGACAAAGUGCAACCUCUUUUAGCCGUCUGUCUGGCGGCUUUGUAUCCACUGACUCUACUUGAAAUUUUCUACUCUGUAAAUUCUUUAAAUACAAACCAUUUUAUUUCGUGGGAAGAUUUUUUACAAAGAUUCAAGAUGCUCUCUGGCUUUCUCGUGAAACGCUUGGAUGACACAUACAUGUUCUUCCACCCAUCGUUCAGAGAAUGGCUGAUGAGAAGGGACGAAGCAGAAUCGACAAAAUUUCUGUGUGACUACAGACUCGGACAUGCGGCAAUAGCGUUCAGACUGUCCCGCCUUCAAGCGCCGUUGGAUGGCGACAAGGCCUUGGAACUGGGCCAUCACGUGCUGAAAGCGCACGUUUACCGAAACGUAGCUCAAUGUUUACCCUCGCGCGAUUUACAAGCAAUCUGGUUAACUUCGUCGAGCGAAUGCGUCUCUUCGGCAUUGUGCAUGCUUCGAAACAUCUACAGUCCCAACGUGAAAGUAUCGCGAUUGCUCUUGCUGGCGGGCGCAUCUCCGAAUCAUAUUACUGAGUAUUUAGGCAAUGCACCGGCUCUAUGCAUGUAUGCGCAUGAGGGUUCCGUUGAGAUGGUGUCGCUUCUUCUUGAGUUUGAUGCCGAUGUCGAACUGACCAACAGUCAGGGUUGUACUGCGCUAUCACUCGCAGCUGCCCGAGGCCAUUGCGAUGUUGUCAGAAGACUGGCUGCCGCUGGAGCGUUAUUGGGACAUGCUGAUAUGGCCGGUCAGUGUCCUCUGGUGCACGCGGCAAGACAUGGAAGAUUAUCUGUAGUCGGAUACCUUCUCGCCUGCGAUUGGAUCGUGUCUACCGGCGAGAACAAAACGGAAAAUGGUUUUGUGGAAGUAGGCAGAAAGGAAGCCGCUCAACAAGCCGUUGUCGCGGCUGCGUCGCAGGGCCACGAAGCCGUUGUGGAGUAUCUUCUGGAUAUGGCCGAGGUUAUCAUAGAUCGUCCCGAUACAUUGAUUGGUGAAACCGCUUUGACGCUCGCCGCUGCGAACGGUUCGACCGCAACGGUUUCUGCUCUUUUAGCUCGUGGUGCUAAUCCGAUAGCUGUUAAUGCAAAAGGCCUUUCCCCUUUAAUGCUCGCCGCUAGAGAAGGGCACUGGGGUACUGCUGAACGGCUUUUACAAAGAGUUUUGUCCGUUAGCACAGACGCUGUGUCAGACGAAGCUUUAUCGCUUUUGGAACAGCGCGAUCUCGCUGGCCGUACUGCGUUAAUGUUUGCCGCCUCGGAAGGUCACACCAAUCUGAUUGACUUACUCCUCGAUAAAGAAUCAAUCUUAGAAACAAGAGAUAAAGAUGGUCUCACCGCUCUUUGUUGGGCUUGCGUCAGAGGACGUGUGGCUGCCGUGCAAGUUUUGCUGGACCGCGGCGCCGAUGUCAGUACCAACGACAACACCGGUAGAACUCCUUUGGAUUUAGCCGCAUUCCAGGGUAAUCCAAAAUUAGUGCAGCUGUUGCUCGAGAAAGGUGCCGCAGUGGAACACGUUGAUCUCCAUGGUAUGCGGCCUCUGGAUCGAGCUAUCGGUUGUCGUAAUAUACCGGUGGUUCAAUGCUUCUUGCGUCGUGGCGCUAAACUGGGUCCUGCUACAUGGGCCAUGGCAGCUGGGAAACCGGACGUUUUGAUAAUCCUGUUGAAUAAACUCUUGGAGGAUGGCAAUGUGUUGUAUCGGAAAAAUCGGUUGAAGGAAGCGUCGCAUCGAUACGCGUACGCUCUUAGGAAGUUCCCAGCUUCGCCGGAAGAAGAUUGCCAGGGACAGGAGCAAGGUCACAUGAUGCUGCAGCUUCAAACUUUUACGCAGCUUCACUUAAACUUUCUAUUGAAUCUCAGUCGAUGCAAACGCAAAAUGAACGAACACACCGAAGCGAUUGACCUCGCUGACGAAGCUCUCAACGUUCGGUCGAUAUCUUACGAAGCAUUCUAUGCCAGAGCUAAAGCACGCGUGGAUUUGGGUUUGCUCGAAGACGCCCUAUCGGACGUUCAGGAAGCUCUGCGAAACACACCUGCUCAUAACAGACAAGAUCGUAGGGUACUUACGAGCUUGAAAGAAGAGAUUGUCUCUCGAAUUGAUGGUGCUGGGUCCAGUAAGGGAUAUACUGAUUGCAUCACUAGAUCUCGCUUGCGGGCGUCAGUAGAUACUCUCACGGAAUUGUAACGGCACUUGUAAUGGUUACUACAACGUGGAUAAGUUAAGACUACACAUAAUCGUUUCGAGUGUCGAUUAUAAUAAUUUACUAUAACUAUUAAUAUGCCCAGAGAAAGUGACUCCGAAUUCAUGAUCGAAUUUAAGGAACAGCCGAACGAAUUUUGUGCGGCCUGAAGCCUUCUAAAAACUUUUAAACGUGGAGUCUCGUGCUAGUACUAAUGAAACAUAUUAAUUAAUGAUGAAAAUUCAUCGCAAAAAUCGAAAAUCCAAUAUCUUAAUAUUUGGAUCUUAAAUACGUCUCUAUCAUAGUUUAUAAAACGAGAAGUAUAUUAAGCGUCCUUGACAUAUUUCGCGUCGUAUAUGUUAUUACGAAUAAUUUAUUAUUUAGAUAUUUAAACUUUUACGUCGUCCAAGAAUGCAUUCAACGCGAGAGUAGUUGAUUCGAUUUUAACUGCACAUUCUCAAUGUAAGUUACGCGCGUACUUCCUGAAAAUUCCUUAAUAUUCUUACAGUAUCUACGUAUCUUGCCGAAUAUAAGUAUUUUUAAACAGUACACGUUUCAGAGUAACAACAAUUACUCAAUUCUAACAGAAACGUGGCAAUUUGUAUAUUGUCCGGUAAAAUGCGUCGAUCGAAAUAUCACAGUAGGAUUGCAGUAAGAGUCGUUAUAGCAGAAGCAAGUCGUAUAUUGACUCUUUCGUUACGGUCUGCUUAAAACUGACAACGUCUAUGUUAUACAAAACGUAAUAAUUACUGUUUUAUGUAGUAAGUAUGUAAGACGUUAACACCGUGUGAUGCAAAUGAUUCUAAUGUUCAUAAUUUUUAUAUAGAUUUUUAUACAGAUUUUAUACGGAUUUAUACGAUCUUCGUAUAUAUUGUAUUUUUUACAAAACUGUCAUGCAGGUUUUCAUAUAUAAACGACUAUUUGUGUACAAAUACGUACACGUCUUCGGAGCGAGAGAGUUAACUGAUGUGAUACUCAAACGUUGGUUGAUUGUUAUAGUAUGGGAUAUUUUGCAACCAUAAUGUUAGCAACAAUGCUUACAUGUUGGCAAUAGACCACUAAGCUGCCUGUUUAAAGGUGAUUUUAAAAGCACGGAGGACAUCCUACUUUCGUUCUGUUACACUAGUAUAUAUUAUUAUUUAUUUACAUUAUAAAUUUUUAAGUUGAUUAUGAAUUGAAUGAAUUGAAUUGAAAAAUUUACAUGUCUGUGCUCACGCACGUAUGCACACACAUACAUGUAUACGUAAUUAUGUAUUAUAUCGAUAUAGUAAUUGGUUUUAGAGAGUAUAAUUCUAAUUAAAAAUAACUAUUUAAUUGUUU